Messenger RNA from Trematomus bernacchii (emerald rockcod), 1742 nucleotides. RefSeq lists its product as uncharacterized. The coding region runs from base 736 to 1581 and encodes 281 amino acids. NCBI's taxonomy places the organism in Eukaryota, Metazoa, Chordata, Actinopteri, Perciformes, Nototheniidae. The record is from RefSeq and is a predicted model, not a curated record. The transcript has 7 exons.
CUUCAUUUUGAGUAAAGCACUUUAAAAAUCACUAUAGCUCACGAGGACUCGAACACGCAACCUCAGGUCUUCUGACCUGACACUUAUCCCUCUGAGCUAUCUGUCCUGAGAUGAUUACGUUUCGAAGAGCUUAUGACCGGUUCAUUUGGGUUUUUGAACCUUAAAGAUUACUGCACCUGAAAAGCCUUGAACCCACAACCUCCUGUCUCACAGUCUGUGUUCUAUCCCUCUAAGCCACUUGACCAGUGACUGCUACAUCUCAUUUGGCUUUUUUCACACCAUUUUGGAUGUUUUACCUGAAAACCAGUGCAAAUAAAGAAGAUUGAACACACAACCUCCAGUCUUCAAGGCCGAGAACAGACCCAAUCCGGCCACCAUCACAUGUACAUGAAGACCUGUGCUCCGGGCGCAUUUAUCUUCUUCAUUUUGAGUAAAGCACUUUAAAAAUCACUAUAUCUCACGAGGACUCGAACGCAGUUCUCAGAGCAGUCUUUCCCAGGGUGGAGGGCUGCAUCAGCUGCUGGAUGGAGGCAGGGUGGAGGGCUGCAUCAGCUGCUGGAUGGAGGCAGGGUGGAGGCCGCAGGCAGACAGUGCUUUUCUCCUGGCUGAAAGCUGCCAGCAGGGGGCGCUGAGGGUCACUUUGCCUCUCUGCCAAACCGAAAAUUAAACACCGAAGAGAGACCACGUGACUGUUUGUGAUUGUCGCUAUCAGUAGCUAGAUGGUGAGGCUCUCAGAUGGAGGCAGAGUGUGAGCCGGUCCCUGUGGGCGAUGAAGAUGAAGGAGUGGAUGAAGCCAUGCUGUGGUCCUUCCAGGAGGCCCUUGAGAGGCAGACUCUGCAGAUCGGAGCCUCGGCCUGCGGGGCCACAGCGGUGGUGGACGUGCUGAAGGCCCUCGGGGUGGACGUGGCCCCUGAGGAAGCAGAUCGAUGCGUCAAAACACGCCUGAGGAGGAAUGAGGCCCCGCUGCCCGAAUACCUGCUGUCCCGGAGCCACGCUGGUGCGACUCACGCUCAGCUCAUCCAUGGAGCGCAGGAUGCGAGUGAGGGGAAGGUGAUUGGUCGAUUCUUCCACUUUUAUCCUCGCCGUCGUAUCGGACUCACCCAUUGGCUCGCUCGCUGGAUCCGAAGCGGUGCUGUUCCCGUGGCGACCAUGAAUAUGCAAAUGGCCGUCCCUGAGGGAGAGGAAGUGCCCGACGCCUGGCACCAUCAGCUGAUAUUCGGGGUUUCACCCAACGCUGUUUUCAUGACCAAUCCGUUAGAUGUAGAAAGUGAGGGGGGGGUGCACCAGAGACUCUGCAGUGAAUCGGUGCUGCUGAUUCGUCGAGAAGACGUCCUGCUGAGACUGAAUCCAGAUUGCUGCCUGUCCGGUUUAUCAGAGAAGCAGUCCGACCCGCGCUGGAGAGCCAUGGAUGUCGAGGGUCAAGUGAAGCAGAUGGUUCGAGAAGAGGAAGAGGAAGAGGAACCAAGGUUAACACACAUCAGGAUUCCUGCAGCGUACAGGUCAGGCGUCACACUUUUCGCCCUCAGAGAGUCAGAGUUAGGACAGAAACUCCUCAAAGCUCCUGAACUCCCUCUGCUGUGAACAGACUGGACUUAAAGCUUUGCUGGACUGCCACACAUGGACUUAAAGCUUUGCUGGACUGCCACACAUGGACUUGGAUAGACAUGGAUCUGUCUAUCUGUCUGUCUGUCUGUCUGUCUAUCUAUCUGUCUGUCUGUCUGUCUGUCUGUCUGUCUGUCUGU